Candidozyma haemuli is the source of this 888-nucleotide messenger RNA. RefSeq lists its product as uncharacterized. NCBI's taxonomy places the organism in Eukaryota, Fungi, Ascomycota, Pichiomycetes, Serinales, Metschnikowiaceae. Bases 1 to 888 code for a protein of 295 amino acids. The transcript has a single exon. The record is from RefSeq and is a predicted model, not a curated record.
AUGACAUUCGAAUUGGACCCCUACUGGUACGGUCCAGACUGCGUUCUCGAGGCCGACGUCAGAAAGACUAUGUGGCUCCCUAACGGAGACCUCAUCAGCCACGACUACAGGCGUAUCUUGCUUAAGUGGGCGCCCGGCGAGUUCCAGUACUUCGCCCACCAACAGCAUUACGGCCAGGAGGAUCCCAGAGCCAGAGACAUCGCUCAACAGAUUUACUGGCACAAGGUGAGGGAAGAGUUCGAGGAGAAGACCCGCUGGUGUGAGUUCGUCACCAAAUGGAAAGAGAACAUCAGAGAGAAGGUGAAGAAUAUUAAGGCCGAGCGCCUUGCUAACGACAACGAGUCGUUGGAAGUACAGGUGCCUGUUGAGGUACCCGAGGUCUGCCCUGAGCAGGUCCCAGACAAGACUAUCAGCAUCGACGACGAUAAGGAAUGCGCCGAGGCACCAUCGAAGGCCGCCGACGAGCAGCAAGAUGCUGAAGGGGGUGACGUCGAGGAGAAGGAUGACGACGGUGACAACAAGAAGGAUGAUGACGAUGAGAUGGAGAAGAAGGAGGAUGACAAAGACGACUCCAUGUUGGAGAGUGACAAUAGUGAUAUGGACAAACCUCAGGAGUCCAGUACCACUGAGACAACACCAGAGCAGCUGCCGAAGCCAUCGAAAGUCAAGCUCUUGGCGCUUAAAUCGGAUAACGAGUUGGGGAGCUCGAAGUCUGAUGAGGGCACCGAGAAGGAAAAGGGCACCAAGGCCCGCAAGGUUAUUGGCAAGGGGAAGCGUCUGAAGAACAACGAGAAGAGGGAAGCCAAGAAAGCUGCCAAAAAGGCCAUUUCGUCUGCUUUGCUGGACCAAAGCAGCAUGUUUAAGCUUUCGAAGCUUGGGAAAGCCUGA